AUGAUGAAAUUGGUCGUUCUCGCUCUUUGCCUUGUGGCUGCACAUGCCUUCGUAAAAGCCCCAUACGGCUAUUACGGAGCCGCCGCUGCCGCCCGUGCCGCCGCUGCUCAACGUGCUGCUGAUGCCGCCGCUGCCGCCCGUGCUGCCGCUGCCGCUCGUGCUGCCGCUGCUGCUCGUGCUGCCGCUGCUGCUCAGGCUGCUGCUGCCGCCCGUGCUGCCGCCGCUCAACGUGCUGCCGCUGCCCAAGCUGCCGCUAAGGCCGAUGCCGCCGCAGCUGCCCGUGCUGCUGCUGCUGCUGCAGCUGCCGCUGUCGUCCAUCCCGUUUACAAGGCUCCACUCUACGCACCUUACUACUACGGCAAGAAGUAUUAA
Messenger RNA from Lingula anatina, 372 nucleotides. RefSeq lists its product as uncharacterized. NCBI's taxonomy places the organism in Eukaryota, Metazoa, Brachiopoda, Lingulata, Lingulida, Lingulidae. The record is from RefSeq and is a predicted model, not a curated record.